CCCCAUGCUGAGCUGUUUCACAGCCGGCCCUGUCCCCUCUCCAAGAUGCAGUUUUGGCACAACCAGCCGGAGCAUCUAUGGCCCAGUCCUGGGGAUCUAUACCCCGGGCCCCUCAGCAGCCUGCUCAGGCCAGUCCUAUGAGGUCCGGAUGCUCUGCAGCUCCAAGCCGUGUGAUGCCACCCAGUGCCCCCAGCUGCUGAAGAUGGGUACACUCCUCCCCAGAAAUGGCAAAGGCUGGGUAUGACUGUUUCUCUGGGCAAGAAGCCAAUGUCAUCACAGUGAUGUCAUCGUCACGGAGAACCCUUUCACGUCCGUCAUUUAAUUGGACCCUCACAACAGCUCAGUGGUGGGCAAGAAUUGAAGAAACAGGCACAGAGAAGUUAAGUGUUUCCUCAAGGACACAGAGCCAGCAAGUAGCAGAACUGAGAUUUAGAAACACAUUUACACAGUGUAGGCUGGCCACAGUGUCUCACGCCUGUAAUCCCAGCACUUUGGGAGGCUGAGGCAGGCGCAUCACCUGAGGUCAUGAGUUCAAGACCAGCCAUGGUGAAACCCCGUCUCUACUAAAAAUACAAAAAUUACCUGGGCAUGGUGGUGCACACCUGUAAUCCCAGGUACUCGGGAGGCUGAGGCAUGAGAAUGGCUUGAACCCAGGAAGCAGAGGGUGCAGUGAGCAAAGAUCGCACCACUACACUCCAGUCUGAGCAACAGAGCAGAAUCUGUCUCAAAAAAUAAUAAUAAUAAAAAUAAUAAAAUUGGAAAUAUAUUUACACAGUGUUAUUCACACACAUGACCUUUUCUCAAAAAAUUACCUAUUUAGCCCCCAUUCUAUGCCAGAAAGUGUUCCGUGAGCUAGGGAUUCAUCAGUAAUGAGACAGAUGUGGUUCCCUUCCUCAGGAGGCUUGCGUUCUACUAAGACAAACAAGUAAUUACACAUAUUCUGUGAAAUGACCAACAGUGACAUGUUGCAAAGAAAUGGGUGGCAUGCCUAGGGUGGGAAGGCAUUAACUCCCCCUUUUUACAGAUGAGGAAACUGAGGCUCAGGGUCUUUAGAUUACUUCUCUGGUUCACAGUUGUGAGUGGCAGAUGGGCAUUUGAACACAGAUUGGUGAUUCUAAGUCCUAAUGCCUCCUGGGGUAGGAAGGGAGGUGUGGGAAGGGCAGCCUACACAGGUGUGAAGACUGGGUCCUCAACGCCGGCGUCCUCUGACUGUGCGCCACGCCCUCCUGUGGCUGCAGAGUGUGGUGCAGGUGGUGUUCCAUGACCCGCACCUGCAGUAUACAGAGCAGCAGCAGCUGGCUGGGUGGAGGUGGAGCCGGGCCCAGGGACCGCAUACUGGACAUCGAUGAGUGGGGAAAGGCCGGGGGCCCUUUGAGCCUGAGCUCUGGCUCAGGAGUCCUUGUGGACUGGGAGGGCUGAGCCUGGCUCCCUGCUUGCCACCCUGUGCGUGCAGAUGUGCCACUGUCCGUGGGAGUGAUAGAACCUCAAGUGCUGCUCUCACAACUCAACAUGGUGGAGUUUCACUGGGACUCAACCAAGAGGACAUCUCUCUUCCUGCAGUUCACACCUUGGAAGAAAGGUAGAGAGAAAGGCAUCCCUUUCCGCCUCCAGAUCGACACCUUCAGGCCCAGUGACAAGGGGCUGCCGCUAGACCACGUGCACUCGGCUGGCUGCCUCAUCAAGGUGUUUAAGUGUUCGCCAUGGCCGGAGUCCCCUGCAAGGCCCCGGCCACCUCUCAGCUCUCUGGUUCUGACCUCUCCCCACUCCUGCAGGCUCUUGUCCCCAGAAAGGCGCUGUUCCUCACCGCCAUUCACUCUGGACACCUUGGGGUGUAGCCCAGUUAAGGAUCUGAACCAUAAAGCCCCCAUCUCAGAGACACAGCAAUGGUUGCAUCGGCACCGGUUCUCCAGCUACUGCCGGAUGCUGGCCAACUUCACUGGUCCGGAUCUGCUGAAGCUUACAUGCCAGGACCUUAUCCAAAUCUGCGGGGCUGCUGAUGGGAUCUGCUUUUUCAAUACUCUUAGAGCCAGGCCCAUCUGUCACCAACUGACUUUGUAUGUGGCUCAGGAGACCUCUAGGCAAGGGAACGAGGUUCCUAAGAACCCUGACUCAGUGCAGAAUCCAGAUGGCUACUACUUGGUUCUGACCUAG
Molecule: messenger RNA, 2151 nt
Organism: Pongo pygmaeus (Bornean orangutan)
Lineage: Eukaryota; Metazoa; Chordata; Mammalia; Primates; Hominidae
Product: upstream-binding protein 1-like
Exons: 9
Coding region: 1510-2151 (213 amino acids)
Biological process (GO): regulation of transcription by RNA polymerase II
Cellular component (GO): nucleus
Molecular function (GO): DNA-binding transcription activator activity, RNA polymerase II-specific; RNA polymerase II cis-regulatory region sequence-specific DNA binding
Source: RefSeq, a predicted model, not a curated record